Messenger RNA from Rattus norvegicus (Norway rat), 3803 nucleotides. RefSeq names its product solute carrier family 25, member 44 (gene Slc25a44). Gene Ontology annotation, cellular component: mitochondrial membrane; mitochondrion; mitochondrial inner membrane. Gene Ontology annotation, biological process: branched-chain amino acid catabolic process; regulation of cold-induced thermogenesis; transmembrane transport. NCBI's taxonomy places the organism in Eukaryota, Metazoa, Chordata, Mammalia, Rodentia, Muridae. The record is from RefSeq and is a predicted model, not a curated record. Gene Ontology annotation, molecular function: branched-chain amino acid transmembrane transporter activity.
UAGUUACCAAAUCAAAGAUGGCGGAAGAGGAGCCUCUAGAGGGAGGCGCAAAGGCUAAUAAUGUCAUUGGUGGAAUUACGGCUGCUUCACAGUGGGAGGAAUGACAGCAUCCCAGUUUCCGGUUCCGGCAGUACCGGGGUCCCAGCCGAGAUGAAGGAAGAUGCGAACUGGGUUUGGCUGUCGCUGGGACUGGUUGGUAGUGCGGGUGCUGCGGUCUAGGAGUCCCAGUCUCAGACGCGGCUAAACCGCCGGAGUCUGAGAAGGUAAGCGACCACGGUGCUUGGGUGCCUUGAAGGAUCAGAGUUACCUAAGGAUCGACUUGUCGAGGAGGCAGCGGUUGUCUGUUUGCUCUGCGGGGCUGCAUCGCCAUGGGAAGCCGCUCUGCAGUUUGGGCAACGAAAGGCAAGUCCCUCGAGGCAUCUCGUCCUGGCAGAGGAGCAUGAGAGACUGACAGCUAGAGAAGCAUGGCGAGGGGCAUGCCCGAGGACCCUGAAUUGGCAGUGCAAGAGCCAGACAGAAGGUCUCCGGGCAACAUGGAGGGCAAGCGGAACAUUCAGAUCAUCGAGUGGGAGCACCUGGACAAGAAGAAGUUCUACGUGUUCGGUGUGGCUAUGACAAUGAUGAUCAGGGUCAGCGUGUACCCGUUCACCCUCAUCCGCACCCGCCUGCAGGUCCAGAAGGGCAAGAGCCUCUACCAUGGGACCUUUGAUGCCUUUGUCAAAAUCCUUCGAGCAGAUGGAGUGACUGGCCUCUACCGGGGAUUCCUGGUGAACACCUUCACACUCAUCUCUGGCCAGUGCUAUGUUACCACUUACGAGCUUACCCGGAAAUUUGUAGCUGACUACAGCCAGAGUAACACAGUCAAAUCACUGGUAGCCGGUGGCUCAGCCUCCCUCGUGGCCCAGAGCAUCACGGUGCCCAUUGAUGUUGUCUCCCAGCAUCUGAUGAUGCAGCGCAAGGGUGAGAAAAUGGGUCGGUUCCAAGUGCGUGGGAACCUAGAGGGACAAGGGCUGAUUGCCUUUGGCCAAACUAAAGACAUCAUCAGGCAGAUCCUGCGGGCUGAUGGGCUUCGAGGCUUCUACCGGGGCUAUGUGGCCUCACUGCUAACGUAUAUCCCAAACAGCGCGGUUUGGUGGCCCUUUUACCACUUCUAUGCAGCUGUCGCGCCUGUGCCCUCAGGAGUGCCCUCACAUUGUCUUUCAAGCCAUCUCUGGGCCCCUGGCUGCAGCCACUGCCUCCGUCCUCACCAAUCCCAUGGAUGUCAUCAGAACCCGUGUGCAGGUUGAAGGCAAGAGCUCCAUCAUCCUGACCUUCAGACAGCUGAUGGCGGAAGAGGGGCCUUGGGGCCUCAUGAAGGGCCUCUCAGCCCGAAUCAUCUCGGCUACACCCUCCACCAUCGUCAUCGUGGUGGGCUACGAGAGCCUCAAGAAACUCAGCCUGCGACCCGAGCUGGUGGACUCAAGACACUGGUAGCAAGCGGUGGAUGGAGAGGCUAUGGUUUCACACAUUACUCUGGGCCAGGACAAAGCAGGGAAGAUAACUACCCCUGUAAAUGCCACCACCACUCACCCAUCCUGCUCCAAGCCAGGUGGCCUAUCAGGGACAAAAGAAGAGACUUUGGACUGCCCUUCUGCAGAGGUUCUGUGCCUGGCUUCCCUGAUUCCCAUAAUUUUAUUUCUCCUGCAUAUCUGGGCCCCUCUCUUGGUCCUUGUACUCAGUCAUGGCCUGAAGAUCAACCGCCACAGGACCCUGUUAGCCCCUCACUGGUGCCCCACUUUUUGUCCUCCCCUCAGGCCUGGAGAAGAGCUGCUCAUAGUUUGCUUGUCCCCUGCUUCUUCCUCUUGAGUCUUUAGGCCAAGGCUCUACAUAGCUGCCCAUGAUCUCUUUUUUUUUUUUUUUUUGGUUCUUUUUUUCGGAGCUGGGGACCGAACCCAGGGCCUUGCGCUUCCUAGGUAAGCGCUCUACCACUGAGCUAAAUCCCCAGCCCCUCAUGAUCUCUUUUUUUAAUGCUUAUUUUAAAAUUGGGACUGAGUUGUUCACUGGGUUCCAAUGCUUCACCCUGCCUUUCGGGGAUGAACCGAAGCAGCACACGCUGUGCAGGGCGUUCAUCUUCUCUGGGAGUUACUCGGAGGGAGAAAUGCUAGGGCUUUAGGUGUGUGUAGUUGAACAUCUGUGAAUGAGCCGACUCAUCCUGAUAGCUCAGUUUGCUGUCAGACCCCACUCCUCGGAGAAGUGGAAAACUGUGACACCAAUCCCAGUUCUCUCUCCCCUCCUUGUCCCUUCAGGCCUGGGAACCUACUGAUAGAAUGAGCUGCUGCUUUCAUUGGCCAGGUGACUACAGUAGUGGGCACAGUUGCAAGCAGAUCAGACUUACUCGAGUAUACUGAACACUGCCCUGAAGCCAGGUUCAGAGAGCCUCUGGCUUGGAACGUAACAAGAGGAUGUGUGUUCCUCACUCCUAUCUCCCCAGGCCAGCUGAGCCAAGCCCAGAGGCGCCAAGGAAGUUCUGAGCCCUAGGCAGCAAUGCCACAGGCAUACAUGUCACUCAAAUGAAUAGUGACAGGCAUCUCACAGUGGGGCUCUGGAAUAUGAACUGUCCUUGUUUUGUUUAUCCUUGGUUGUGAAGUGUCAUCCCAGUCAUGAUACCCUGUGCUGGCAACAGAAAAAAACAAAACAAAACAAAACAAAAAAAAAAACAGUCAGGAAGGCACCCAAGGCCAGGUCCACCUGGUCACCAGCCUCAUACUGCCAAAAUCAUUGAUGCUCCCCUCAGGAGCUGCCCUCUUCCCUGCCUCCUCUGAGCCUGUGUUGGCGGCAGAGGGGCACAGCUCAAGGAAUGGGAAAAAAGGCAGGCAAAUCUUGCUGUUUGGCCUGGGCGAUGCUUUCAACCUUACCUAUGGUCUCAUGCCUUGGGAAAGGCCAUGGUGCCAAUUUGGAAGGUGCUAGCUAACUGAAGCCUUCGUGUUUCUCACGGCUGCUCCACAUCUUCUGUCCUGACUAGACCCAGUCUCUCACUUACCUCUUCUACUGCUCAUUGUAGUCUAUAUUCGUUUCCUUUUGGUCCUCUUCUUUUAUUUGUCUCAGUAUUUUGGUUGUUUUUUGAGACAGGAUCUCAUAUCCCAGGCGGGGUUUGAAUUCACUAUGUAGCAAAGGAUAACCUUGAACCCACUUCCUGCACUUUACUGAGAGAGCCCUUCAGUCUUGCCCAUAGUCAUCUGAAGAGUGGAGCCCACAGAACAUUUCAAAUCCUUUUGUUCCUCACCCCUACCUUAAGAGCUGUCAAUACAACGGAGCAAGGGCCCCUUUUAAGCUUUUGCUAUGGAGAACUUUGUGACUGGAUGUCUCUCUGCUCUUCUUUGGUCAGAGUGUGGACAUAAGGCUCCUGCCUUUCAUGCCUUAGGUUACUUCGUCCCGACUUGAUUUUCUUGUCCUUUUUCCCUUUCCUUCCUUCCCCUUGUUUGAAAGGACUAUGGAUGUAAAGGUAAAAGCAUCCCCCAUGAGACCCCUACUUUCCCAAGGUCCAGGUACUAGGAUUGGCCUUGGGGAAGAUGGGCCAGCGGGCGGUCAUUUUUCCAAAACUGGAGACCAAAACAGCUAGAAAUUUUGACCCUUGAUCCAUAACACAAAUUAGCAACUCAAGGCAGGAAGACAGAAACGCAAGAUAGGAAGACUGGAUGAAGGCACAUUGGAAAGAAAAUGCACAUUCAGCAUUAGAUAGAAAUGGACUUUCGAGGAUAUUAGCUGCGAAUAUUCACUGUUGCACUGUAUGAAAUGUAAUUAAAAGUUUUUAUUGAGCCCCUAAA